GGAAAAGAGGUCCAAAUUGGAUCGGCUCAGCCCGCACACCACACCGCCGUAUCCGCCCGCAGAUAAGCAGCGCCGAGGCCUGCUCCCCGCUGGCGGCGCCGGAGCGCCUCCCUCCGCCAGCUUCAUGCCCGUGCCCUCCGCUCACUGCUCGCCGGUCGGCGCCACCCCAUUGGCCGCGCUUUCGGCCGCUACCCACUGGGCGAGAUCCGCCGCAGGAGCCUGGAGCCAGUCUGUUGGUGAGCCUAACUGCUCCAGUUCUCCCCGAAGGCCGACCUCCAUUUGAUUUCUUUGACUUCAGAGGUAAUCAAAAUUCAAACCCUGGCCAUUGCUAUGUUCCGUAGUGAGUCAUGGUCAGUGAUAGAAAGCUAGAAGGAAUAGCAGUCUGAUAUGGUGGAUGGUCAGUUGUUGAUUCCUUGAUUAUUGCCUUAUUUCAGUGUCGCAGAUGGACAUAAGUUGGGUGAAUACUAGGCUAUUUAGCAAGGCACAUCUAGAUGGGGUCACUGAGUUCAUGAAUAUUAUGUCAGCUAAUUUUCCUUGAUUGUUUCAGCUAAUUUGGGUGACAGUCAGGAGAUAUUAUGUCCAUGUCGUAAGUGUUUGAAUUGGUUACAUCAAUAUAAAGGAGAAGUCGAGACUCACUUAUAUAUUUAUGGAAUGACUAGCACAUACACUAGGUGGAUACAUCAUGGAGAAGCAUUGGAGGAUAUAAUUGGAUGCAGUGUUGAAACUGGUGAUAUUGGCUACAAUGUUGAAACUGAGAUGAAUGAGCCUGAGCCUGAAGAUGACCCAGAUGAGGAUCAAAUCCAUGAGAUGGUACAUGAGCUGUACACAGCCGAAGACCAUGGACCAACAACAAAUUCCAAGUUUGCAACCAUAUUAGAAGAGAUGAAACAACAACUACAGCCUGAUGGUCCCUAUACUAGAUUUUCUUUUGUGGUGAAGUUGCUACACAUCAAGUCAUUUUACAGAAUCAGCAAUGUGGCGUUCAAUGCUUUUUUGAAGUUGUUAAGUGUACAAUUUCCAAAAUGUUCUAUUCCUGCAUCUUAUGCUGAAGCGAAGAAAGUUAUUCGUGCAUUAGGACUUGGAUAUGACUCAAUACAUGUUUUUCCGAAUAAUUGUGUUUUGUUCAGAAAGGAGUUGGCUAAAAUAGAUAAUUGCCCGGUAUGUGGUGCUUCAAGAUGGAAGGAUGAAGAUACAAGAAACCAAAUUCCAAACAAGGUUUUGAGGCAUUUUCCUGUGGUUCCAAGGUUACAGAGGAUGUUUGCAUUCAAAAAGCUUUCAGAGCAGAUGGCGAGGCAUGGAAGGAUUUUGAUAGGAAAUAUGACUGGUUUGCAAAAGAUGCAAGGAAUGUCCGACUUGGCCUCACUACUGAUGGGUUUAAUCCAUUUGGGAAGAUGAGCGCCUCGUAUAGCAUGUGGCCAGUAUUUCUUAUUUCUUAUAAUUUGCCUCCAUGGGAAUGUAUGGAGCAAUCCAACUUUAUGAUGGGCCUACUCAUUCCUGGUCCGACAUGCCUAGGAAAGGAUAUGGAUCUGUUCUUGCAACCCCUGAUUGAUGAGUUGUUAGAUCUUUGGAAUGGUGUCCCUACCUGUGAUGCUCUGACUAAGAAAUCAUUUGAUCUUCAUCCUGCAGUUAUAUGGUGCAUACAUGACUAUCCAGCACUAAGCACACUUUCAGGCAGAGUCACUAGAGGUUACUAUGCUUGUGUUCGUUGUGACAAAAAUCCUUGCUCUAGAAGAUUAAGGAACAAGAUUUGUUAUAUUGGCCAUCGGCGUUUUCUCCCACGGGACCAUGUUUGGAGGACAAAGAAAUAUUUUGAUGGACAGACUGAAGAAUGUGGGCAGCCUGAGGAAUUUACUAUGGAUGAGCUGAAUGAGCAAUUGGCGAGGGUUUCACAUGUUAAACCUGGGAACCAUCCUGAUAACAAAAAGAGAAAGAGGCAAGAUGAAGGUCAAUGCUGGAAGCGAAGGGCGAGUUUGUGGGAUUUGCCAUAUUGGUCAAAUCUGAAGUUACGUCACAAUCUUGAUGUAAUGCAUAUCGAGAAAAAUAUUUGUGAGGCCCUUCUAGGGACAUUUCUCGACAUUGCAGGGAAGUCAAAGGACUCAAUUAAUGCAAGGCUUGAUUUGGAAGAUAUGGGUGUAAGAAAAAAAUUACACUUGAAGCCUGACGGGAAUUCAUACACUCUCCCACACUCUCCAUAUACGAUGACUAAAACCCAGAAGCUUGCUUUUUGUGCUUUUAUAAAGAAUGUGAAAUUCCCAGAUGGAUAUGCCUCCAGCCUAUCAAGGUGUAUUUCUGCUGAUGAAUGCAAAGUACAGGCAUUGAAAACUCAUGAUUGUCAUAUCCUUCUGCAAAGGAUAUUGCCUGCAAGCCUCCGAGGAAUCAUGGAUAAGGAAAUUUAUGAAGCAAUUGCUGAAUUAGGUAACUUUUUUCAGCAAAUAUGUGCUAAGACAUUGAAGGUAGAUGUCUUGAACAAAAUGAGAGGUGAAAUCCCAAUAAUAUUGUGCAAGCUUGAGAAAAUUUUUCCACCUUCUUUUUUUGAUGUCAUGGUACACUUGGCCAUUCAUUUAAUUGAUGAUGCAAUCCUUAGGGGUCCGGUUCAGUAUGGAUGGAUGUACCAAGUUGAGUGUAGGUUGCUUACCUUGAAGCGUUUUGUGAGGAACAUGGCAAGACCCGAGGGGUCCAUUGCAGAGGCAUAUGUUGCAAAUGAGUGCUUGAAUGCUUGCUCCAGGUAUUUUGAUGAUGUUGACACACGACACAAUCGUGAGGGCAGGAAUAGAGAGCGUGUAGUUUUGGGAGAAGGUGGUUUAUCUAUUUUCCAGCAUGGAGUCACUCUUCUUGGGGCAUCGAGGAUGACGUACAAUGAGAAUGAUUAUGACAAGAUGCUUUGGUAUAUCCUCAACAAUACUCCGGAGGUUGAGCCAUUUAUAGAGAUAUGUAGGACAGAGUUGGAGAGUGCUGGCAAUGUUGAUGUUGAUAGGGUUCUUGCUAAGGAAUUUGCAGGAUGGUUUAAGAAACACCUUGCAACCAGAAAAUUUGUGAAUGGAGAAGAAGUCAAUGAAGACCUAUAUGCAUUGGCAAGUCAACCACAUCUUAGAGUUCAUUUAUUUUCAGGAUGUCUUGUUAAUGGUGUUCGCUAUCACACCUUGGACCGUGAGAGAAGUAGAAAAACACAAAACAGUGGUGUCAUGGUUGAGGGCUCACAUAAUGGAGAAGAUAUAGACUUUUAUGGUCAGUUGAAAGAAAUAAUUCAAUUGCAGUACAACUCUGAUUCGAACAGUCAAAGGAUAGUAGUUUUAUUUCAGUGUAAUUAGUUUGACACUUGCAGCAAGAAGUCUAGGAUUAAAGAUGAUGGACAUUUCAAAAGUAUCAGCCAUGGCAGUUGCUGGUACAAGGAUAAUCCUUUCAUCUUUGCCACACAGGCAACAAAGGUUUUCUACUUGGAAGAUAACAAGCAUGGUGAGCCUUGGAAAGUUGUUCAAAAAUUUUCUCAUAGGCACUUGUGGAAUGUGCCCGAAGAAGAAAAUGAUGACCUGCUGGGCCAGGCAGAGAAUGAAUUGUCAUACCAAGAUGACGAGCAAGAAAAUACUAGUUUUUUUUUUGAAAGGAGAAAAUACUAGUUUUCAGGUUGCAGAUCUUGAGAGAGCUUCAAUCAACGAACAGUCUAGCAACAAUGAAGAUGGUAUUUCUGUUCAGGCUUCCCUAGUUGAUCAGAUCCGGAGGGAAAGGGAAUUGGAAGUUGAAGAAAAUGGCUUUGAAGAUGAUGCUGACAAAACUCUGAGACAAUAUGACAGUGAAAAUGAAGGGCCAAUCCAUGAUGAUGGUGAAUAUAGUGAUUUUGAGUAAAAUAUUUGUGUAUGGCUAAGUCCUACCAUUACCUGUUGUUAGAAGUUAGAACAUGGCUAUCUCAGUUUAAAUUGUCAUCUGAGUACUUGAUGUUUGUGUAUAGUGCAAUGAUUCUUGGGUAUCUGAUUCUUGUGUUUUAAAAUUUUAGAGUUACAAAUUGUGCAAUGAUUUUUUGUGUAAGUUUUGAUGUUCCAGUAUUGAACCACACCUCA
Panicum virgatum (switchgrass) is the source of this 4052-nucleotide messenger RNA. RefSeq lists its product as uncharacterized. Lineage: Eukaryota; Viridiplantae; Streptophyta; Magnoliopsida; Poales; Poaceae. The transcript has 3 exons. Bases 1392 to 3308 code for a protein of 638 amino acids. The record is from RefSeq and is a predicted model, not a curated record.